CGGUUUCUAAUAUGGCGAACGCUCAUGAAGUGCUGAUCCUAUGAACGCGGCAGAAUUCACCAAUCCUUAUGACGUGCUCGGCGUUUCAGCAAACUCCAGCCACGAAGAAAUCAAGAGAAGUUAUCAAAAACUUGUACUCAAGGUGCACCCUGAUAAACUAGAUGAAUCAUUAACCCAGGAAGAUCGUGACAAGGCCUAUGAAAGGUUUUUGGCUAUAGAUAAGGCAUGGAAACUCCUCAAUAACCAAGAAACACGAGUAAACCUUGAUAAACAGCUGAAAGAACAGGAUCUGUCUCAAGAGUGGCCAGUUAGUGCUGAGGUGGAUUUAGAUGACAUGGAAUAUCAUGAAGACUCUGGAAGCUUCUCAAGUGUUUGUCGAUGCAGUGGGGAGUAUGUGAUUACGGAGUGUGAUUUGGAAAAUGGACAUAACACUGUGUGUUGUUCAAACUGCACAUUGAGCAUCAGAGUGCUGUAUAACAUUCUUGCUGAUGAUACAAGAGAUGAUCACCAGGAAAUGGCAAACAGCUGAUAAUAUGAGAAAGGAUUUGUAGCUGAGUUUAAAUGACGUUAGAAUGUCUUCAUGAACUGCAUUGUGCAGUUGUAUAAACAACUGUAGUUUAUGCAGAGAUAAGAGAAUGUGCAAUACUUGCUGUAAUCUUUACAGCUAUCAUGUGAAUAGGCCAUUUUGCAGUGUGUGCUUAGUUACCUGGCCUAUGAAUGCAAGCGAGGCAGGAAGUGAGCUUGCUUUGAUACAGACCUCUCUGCUUUUCUCGUUUAAAUGCCAACUAUAGUGGAAACUGUCUUAACAGACACUCUUGUAAGCUCUAACCACUGAACUACAGAGAGACUCUUGUUGAGCUUAGCCAUUUGGCUAGGUUCAUUUAUCACACACGACGCUCUCAAUAUUGCUGAUCCUAGCAGUUAGCAGGACGUGUGUCACAUAUGAACCUAGUUCACCAAGAGUCCCUCCAUAGCUCAGUGAUAGAGCACCCAACCAGUAUCUGGAAGGCCAUAGGUUUGAAUCCUGUUGGGGACUCAGAUUUUUUCUUUUGUCCAAUGCUUGUGGCAACAUUUCUUUAUUAUCAUUUUAUUCCCCAAGCUGCAAAUUUAUCAUCUUUUAUUUAUCAAAUUUGAAAUGUGUCUGGCCAAAGAGAUUUGAAAGCACUUAAUAUGUCCUGCUACAACUGUGCCUAAUUAAAAAAAAUAUUAUUUCCAGCACUGAAUUUACAUAGAGUGAACUGCUUUUGUUAUGAAA
This is a messenger RNA of Orbicella faveolata, 1255 nucleotides long. RefSeq names its product dnaJ homolog subfamily C member 24-like. NCBI's taxonomy places the organism in Eukaryota, Metazoa, Cnidaria, Anthozoa, Scleractinia, Merulinidae. The record is from RefSeq and is a predicted model, not a curated record. Gene Ontology annotation, molecular function: ferrous iron binding; ATPase activator activity. Gene Ontology annotation, biological process: positive regulation of ATP-dependent activity.